Monascus purpureus is the source of this 1599-nucleotide messenger RNA. NCBI's taxonomy places the organism in Eukaryota, Fungi, Ascomycota, Eurotiomycetes, Eurotiales, Aspergillaceae. The record is from the annotation of a GenBank genome assembly.
AUGUCUUCCGACCUUCUGGCUUGGGGUGUCCCCCGCCUCGCACAGCUUCUCCCUCUGGAUGAUGAAUCUCUUACACAAAUCAUCACGUAUUCUGCGGGCCUGUCUAAAGAGGCAAGUGCGGAACAUUUGAAGAACCUGCUGGGUGAUUCUCCUGCAGCGCUCGAGUUUAUUGCGUCAUUCAACUCGCGACGGGAUACGUCGCUCAACACUAAUAACGGUGGUUCGAAUGAGAAGAGUGGCGCAAAGAAGAAUAAGAAGUACAAGCCUCCCUUGCAUAGUGCGGGGCCUCUGCGUCAACCGGAGGGCUAUGGGAAUGUAGCGGGUGGUUAUGUUAAAGCUAGCAAAGAGGAGGAAUACAUGUCCGCUUCGUCCUCGCGGGAACGCAACAGGAAGGACAAGGCUGGCCCGUCAGCGUCGACAUCGAAGACGCAGUUGCUUUACAGUGAACCGGCUGCUCUUCAAGUACCACAGAGUAAUACAUCUCCGUAUACUUCCUCCGCUGGCUCGUCACGAAAUCAAUCUCCCGCUUCAUCUAAACAGACAACGAGGAAUCCUCCGACUUCGGCGGGACCAUUAAUAUCAGACUUCCUACCGAAUGUGAAGUCGAAAUCCUCCAAGUCGACGUCUCGACAGGCAGCAUCAGGGACUUCAAUGCCAUCAUCGAAGGGUUCGGUGACUACCAACAACAUUGCCGAUUUGACCGCAGCAAUUGCUGCUUUGGAGAUAUCUACGAAUCCUACUCUAGGCCAGGAGGGACGGAAAUGCAACUGUUAUGCCUCCUUUCAUCCGCUGUUUACGCCAGCUCCCAACUGUCUCAACUGUGGGAAAAUAAUAUGUUCUCUCGAGGGGCUUCAACCGUGCUCAUUCUGCGGCACACCGCUCCUGUCUAGCGACGAGGUGCAAAACAUGAUCCGGGAAUUACGAGCAGAGCGUGGCCAAGAGAAGAUGCGAGCACACAAUGAAAGUGUGCAGCGUGAUGGUGGACCGGGGCCUGCAGGAUCAUUGCCUGCAAACGAUAAGCUUGACGCUGCCAGGGCUCAUCGUGACAGGCUCCUUCAGUUUCAGGCACAGAAUGCUCGCCGAACACGGGUUGUGGAUGAAGCUGCUGAUUUCGAGACACCUAACGUGGCAUCUACGUUAUGGAUGAGUCCCGCGCAACGCGCACUAGCGUUGAAGAAACAGCAGCGGAUUCAGCGGGAGAUAGAGGAAAAGGCACGACCGGAGUGGGAGAAGAAGAAGACCCUUAUGAGUUUGGAUAUCAAAGGCGGCAGGAUAACCAGGGUAUAUCACACUGCUACUGGUCCUGCGGAGCAGAGUUCAAGCAGGGAGAACGAGGUGGAAGAUGCGGAGGAGGAAGAACUUCGGGAUGCUGAGACGACGUCGUCAAAACCUAGCGGUGGUGAGGCGUUUAGCAAGAACCCUCUUCUCGCAGCAGGUGGCCUGUUUCGGCCUAUCUGGAAAGCACCGGAGGGGAAACAAUCAGAUCGGACCACAGGAAACGAGAAAGAGGGAAAACAAACCUGGCGACGAGUUCAAGAUGACAGGGAUGAUAAUGAGCAGUGGAUUCUCGAUGGAGGGUUACAUGGGUACACCACAUAG